CUCGGCUUAAGGCACAGUCCCCAUUCCUCCCUUCAGCUCUAAACAGCAUGUGUCAUAAUCGAGGCUCCGUCCCUGCUGCGCCCGUCACCGUGGCCCCAACCCCGGGCCCCAUCCCCAGUCCUGGGCCUCGGCGAAGGUCCGGGCCGGAGAUCUUUACUUUUGACCCCCUCCCGGAGCCUGCCACUUACCGACCCUCCCGCUCCAGCAUCGCCCACAGGGUAAUUCGCAAGCGCAGCCGCAAGGUCCUUUACCCUCGAAUGGUUCGACGCCAGCUACCGGCAGAGGACCCCAAUCCGGCCAGACGGCUCCUCUUCCUCCUCCUCACUGUUGUCUUUUGUCAGAUUUUGAUGGCGGAGGAGGGAAGUCCAGCGCCUCCAGUGCUGGAAGAACCGGCCACCGACCCCACUCCAGUGCCUCCAGUUGUGGAGUCCCAGAACUUGACGUCUGAGCCUCCGGACUACACCGUGGACAUCAGCACCUUCCUCCAACAGCACCCUGCGGCCUUCUGAGCCACAACCCUACCCCAACAACAACAAAAAACAAAAAGAAACACAGAAUGGAGGGAUACGAAAGGGCGUGUGCCGAGCCGAAGCUGGACCUGGGGCACUCCCAAACUUAAAACACUAAAACCAAAGAAUGACAUCAGUGCCACAGGGCCCAAGUCCUAGAGCUGAAGUAAAUGGAGGGUAGAGAGAGACUUGUCUUGCCAUCUUUGGUGCAGUUAAUUUAUUGCUGGUCAUUCCUAGAUAAUAAUAUUUAUAUGCAGUUUUUAUUUAUGUACCAUCCCCCCACCCGCGAGGGUGGGGUGGGGUGGUAGUGGUGAUGGGGCAAAAGUAUAUGUAAUAUUUAUUUUAAUUUAUAUGUUGGAGAGGAGAGAUUCGCCUCCAACUUUCUGCAGUGAAGUUUUGUUUUUGUUUUAUUUAUUGAGAUAUUCUAGUGAGCUGCUGAAGUUAGGACUCCCUAGACCAAACUAAAGCUGAGGGUGGGGAGAAAGCCUGGAAGAGGAAUUAACGAAUUGGGAGGUGGUGGGUGACUGGGACUGGGGAACUGAAUCAAGGGCAGGAAUUGGGAAAGAAAGAAGGCUAGUGAGAGUGAUAGGGGUAGUACCUUUAGGGGUGACAAUAUCCAUACAUCGUAACUCAGUGGGGCCUACUUAUGUGAGGCCCCAUAAGGGCUAAAGGGUUCAUUGCUCACCUAUUACUCAGAAACUGCCCCCAAGGGGCUGGGGUGUGGGGUGGGUCUGUUGCCUUGUAUGUUCUAUGAACAGCAAAUAAAACUGAUUUUACUGCUGGAAACCGA
Messenger RNA from Phascolarctos cinereus (koala), 1299 nucleotides. It is a transcript of the gene IER3, whose product is annotated as immediate early response 3. The record is from RefSeq and is a predicted model, not a curated record. Gene Ontology annotation, cellular component: nucleus. NCBI's taxonomy places the organism in Eukaryota, Metazoa, Chordata, Mammalia, Diprotodontia, Phascolarctidae. Gene Ontology annotation, biological process: DNA damage response; negative regulation of apoptotic process.